CACGUCAUCAUCCCGCCCAACACUUACGCAAUCAUUGCGCGACACGGACAGCCUGUCACUAUAUUAGCUAGCAGUGUAAACACCCGAACGUUUGUUGAUGUCUUCUGGUGAAUUAACAUGGAGGACAAACUGAAUACGACUUCAGGAGGAAGAGGACACAUGACCUGCCUGGUGAAAACGAGGUAGUGGACAUCCCUGAAGACGAGAAACUCCGCAAACACACUGUCCACCAUCACAGUAUAACUCCAUUACAAUGAAGAUCCCAAAGCUGGCCUUCGUCUUCCUGCUGGUGGCCUGCUUUGUGAUCUACCUCACCUACGUGAAACGCCACUUCGAGAGCAGUUUCAUGUCCAAGUCAUUACUGGAGCAGCUUUGCAGAACAGACCUCCAUAAGAGACCGACGUCGGCGGAGGUGGUCGGUGAAAUGUUCAGCUACGGCAUUAUGUUUGACGCUGGAAGCACCGGUACGAGAAUACACAUCUUCCAGUUUAAACUGGAACCCAACGCGUCUCCUAAAUUGGGCUCCGAGACAUUUAAAGCAAUAAAACCAGGACUGUCUGCGUACGCCGACGAUCCCGAAAAGUGUAAAGCAGGACUGUUGGCGCUGUUGGAUGUGGCGAAGCAGACCGUGCCUCCUGCUCAGUGGUCCUCCACCCCUCUGGCCCUGCGAGCCACAGCAGGACUCAGGCUGCUGCCGGGAAAGAAAGCAACACACCUCCUCGACAAGGUGAGGGAGGUGUUUGAUGCGUCUUCAUUCCCUCAUAGGCCUGACAGCGUGUCAAUCAUGGAUGGUACAGAUGAAGGGGUGUCUGCUUGGAUCACCGUAAACUUUUUAUUAGGUGGUCUUCAUGGGUCUAAAGUUCCCACAGUGGGCAUGCUGGAUCUGGGAGGCGGCUCGACCCAGAUCACUUUCUCGCCACAGGAUGAGAAAACCAUCCAGACCUCCCCGAUCGAUUAUGUGACGUCAUUUCAGAUGUUCAACAUUAGCCGCACCCUCUAUUCACACAGCUACCUGGGACUUGGUUUGAUGUCUGCCAGACUGGCUGUGCUGGGAGGGGUUGAAGGACAGCCUGUAGGGGGCAGUCAGGAGCUGGUGAGUCCGUGUCUGGCUCCAGACUACACCGGGGAGUGGGAGCAUGCAGAGGUCACCUACACCCUAAAGGGCCAGAAAGCAGGAGAGCCCAUCUAUGAGUCAUGCUUGAGCAAAGUGGAGAAGAUGAUCUACAAACGAGUGCAGAAAGCAGAAGAGGUGAAACAAAUGGAGUUCUAUGCAUUCUCAUAUUACUACGACCGUGCUGUGGACCUGGGCCUCAUCGAUGAGAAGAAUGGAGGCUCCCUUCGAGUAAGCAACUAUGUAGAUGGUGCCAAAUCAGUGUGUAAGAACAUGGAGGCUGGUGCAGGAGAAAACCCUUUCCUCUGUCUGGACCUCACCUACAUCUCAGUGCUGCUGCAGGAGCUCGGCUUCCCCCUGGACAAGGAGCUGAAGCUGGCCAGAAAAAUCAACGACGUGGAGACGAGCUGGGCUUUAGGAGCCACGUUCUAUUACAUGGAAUCUCUUCGCAGACAUUAACCAGGUCCAGUUUUAACAUUUGAGCGCAAAAAACCUCACAGGCUUUUACGAUGUAAGAGGUAAAGACCCUUAUGAGCUGAGAAUGAAUCAAGCACCUGACAAGGAGAAUGCUGAUGUAGGAUCAGCUCAUACAUAUCUUUCUGUUAAACUGUUCGUGAAUAUAAACCCGAACAGCUGAUCCCAGAUCAGCACUCAGUCUGGGAAUAUGAGCGUGAAGAAGAAACACUAGUGUUGCACUAGAUCCAAACUUUGUUUACAUGCACACAAGAGCCCAACUAACACCUGUAUAUAAAAAGCAUUACAAUGCAAAACACACCCAGACACACAAAUACAACUUUCUUUCCUUUUUUCCAAACACACUGCUAGGAUUUCAGAACCUGACAGUAUGCCAGGGCUUCUUCACACACCUGGAAUAGUAUAGAAAUCUAGAAAAUAUUUCAGAAAAAAAUAGUUUUUGGAUAUUUUCUUAUGAAGGACUCAAACAAUAUGGAUCUAAAUUUGUCAUCUUUAGACAUUUUAUUAUUCUCUGCACUAAUGCAGCUGCAAACGUCACAUUUUAUAUAUAUAUAUAUAUAUAUAUAUAUAUAUAUAUAUAUAUAUAUAUAUAUAUAUAUAUAUAUAUAUAUAUAUAUAUAUAUAUAUAUAUAUUAUAUAUUUUACCUGUUCACGAUACAGUUAAUGAACCCCAGUGGUGCUUUACCACCUCACAGCUUCCCGCUUCAAUCCCGAGCUCGGGUUACUGUCCGUGUAGAAUUUCUGUAAAUGUUCUUCCCAUGUCCAUGUGGGUUUCCUCGUUUCUCGGUUUCUUUCCACACAAUAACAGUAGGUGGUUUGGCUGUGCUAAUUCGCCCCUAGGUUUGAAUGAGGGUGUGUCUGUGUACGUGCACGGUGUUCAGCUCAGGAUGUACUCUCACCGCCUCUCACAAAGUAUUUCCAGAAUAAGCUCCAGAUCCACCACGAAUGAAUCACGUGCUUACUGAAGAUGAAAACUGAACAUAGAAAGUCAGAUCUGGAAGGGCACCAAUAAUUAUAUAUAUAUAUAUAUAUAUAUAUAUAUAUAUAUAUAUAUAUAUAUAUAUAUAUAAUGUGUGUGUAGUGUAUGUGUGUGUGUGUGUGUUUACAACAGGCAUCUUCAUAAGUAAGUCUUACGAAAUUCCAAAAAGUCUGAGAGUCAGUGAAAUGCUCUAGACCUGCGUUCACACAGGACAGUGGAAAAGCAGAACACUACUGCUAAUUUUUUUUUUUAAACAAGUUUGCAACUCUGAGCCAUAAUUCUGCCGACAUUUGAAUUAAUAAUUUCUUCAUUUUUUGCAAAUUAGUUGUGUGACGAAUGGCCACGACUGGCUCAAGCAAAUUCCUCACUGCAAAAAAUGAUUUCUUAUUAUAAAUUAAAUCUAAGUUUAUUCAGCCUUAUUUCAAGCUUAAAUUGUUCCUAUUCUACAGAUAUACUGCAUACUGGUUCUUAUUCUUCCUUCUAGAAGAAUUAAAGCUGAAGCUUGAAGCUCGAAAUGUCAAGCUUGAACUGAGUUAAAAUGCCUAGGAAUAGGUUUAAUAAUCUUAUAUUUGGUUUAUUAAAAUCUUAUAAGAGGAAAUACUAGCUACAUUUGAAUGUAUUCAAGAUAUGAUCUUUUCACUUGCUAAGUGCUUGCUCCUGUCCUUAUUCAGGUUGUACAACAUCCUCCCAAUUUUCUACACUCAAAAAAUGGAGAGAACAGAGGUUUUUAGAGAGUAUUACAAAAUGUAAAAAUACAUUUUGAACAAAAGUAACUUGAGUUAGAGUAGAUGGUGUACAUAUUGGCGACUACCAUGUCCUAUCGUGACUUUUAUUAAAAGCUGGACAGGGCAUGCCAGGCCGGACGUCGUUAAGGUCUGGGCCUGGAAUAAAACCUUCAGUUUUAACUAAAUUAUAUUGAU
Molecule: messenger RNA, 3484 nt
Organism: Pangasianodon hypophthalmus (striped catfish)
Lineage: Eukaryota; Metazoa; Chordata; Actinopteri; Siluriformes; Pangasiidae
Gene: entpd6
Product: ectonucleoside triphosphate diphosphohydrolase 6
Exons: 14
Coding region: 254-1570 (438 amino acids)
Biological process (GO): nucleoside diphosphate catabolic process
Cellular component (GO): Golgi apparatus; membrane
Molecular function (GO): GDP phosphatase activity; UDP phosphatase activity
Source: RefSeq, a predicted model, not a curated record